GGAUGCAAAAGCUUCUGAGUCCAGAUUACCCAGAAGGCUCAGAGAGUGAGAGGGAGGAUAAGGAGGUGUUGGAUGGUGAGGAUGAAGAGCAGAGGAGGAGCAGCAGAAAGGCAUUUCUUGAGAUCACAGUGAACUUCUUGAGGAGGAUUAAGGAGGAGGAGCUGGCUGACUGUCUGCAGAGCAAACUUGAUCUUGCAGUUAGUCGACGAAAACUGAAGUCUAAGCUACAGGAGAAGUUCCAGUGUGUGUUUGAGGGGAUUGCUAAAGCAGGAAGCCCAACCCUUCUGAAUCAGAUUUACACAGAGCUCUACAUCACAGAGGGAGAGCCUGGAGAGGUCAAUGAUCAACACGAGGUCAGACAGAUGGAAACAGCAUCCAGGAAACCAGUCAGACCAGAAACAACCAUCAGACAUGAAGACAUCUUUAAAGCCCCACCUGGAAGAGAUGAACCAAUCAGAACAGUGAUGACAAAGGGAGUGGCUGGCAUUGGGAAAACAGUGUUAACACAGAAGUUCACUCUAGACUGGGCUGAAGGCAAAGCCAACCAGGAUAUCCAGUUCAUAUUUCCAUUCACUUUCAGAGAGCUGAAUUUGCUGAGAGAGAAAAAGUUCAGCUUGGUGGAACUUGUUCAGCACUUCUUUACUGAAACCAAAGGAAUCUGCAGGUUUGAGGAGUUCCAGGUCGUCUUCAUCUUUGACGGUCUGGAUGAGUGUCGGCUUCCUCUGGAUUUCCACAGCACUGAGAUCUUGACUGAUGUCACAGUGUCCACCUCAGUGGAUGUGCUGCUGACAAACCUCAUCAGGGGGAAGCUGCUUCCCUCUGCUCGCCUCUGGAUAACCACAAGACCUGCAGCAGCCAAUCAGAUCCUUCCUGAGUGUGUGGAUAUGGUGACAGAGGUCAGAGGGUUCACUGAUCCACAGAAGGAAGAAUACUUCAGGAAGAGGUUAAAAAAUGAGGAGCAGGCCAGCAGGAUUAUCUCCCACAUCAAGAGCUCACGAACCAUCCACAUCAUGUGCCACAUCCCAGUCUUCUGUUGGAUCACUGCCGGGGUUCUAGAGGAUGUGUUGGAAACCAGAGAGGGAGGAGAGCUGCCCAAGACCCUGACUGAGUUGUACAUCCACUUCCUGGUGGUUCAGGCCAAACUGAAGAAGGUCAAGUACAAUGCAGGAGUGGAGACAGAUCCACACUGGAGUCCAGAAAACAGGAACACGAUUGAGUCUCUGGGAAAACUGGCUUUUGAGCAGCUGCAGAAAGGCAACCUGAUCUUCUAUGAGUCAGACCUGACAGAGUAUGGCAUCAAUAUCAGAGCAGCCUCAGUGUAUUCAGGAGUGUUCACACAGAUCUUUAAAGAGGAGAGAGGUCUUUACCAGAACCGGGUGUUCUGCUUUAUCCAUCUGAGUGUUCAGGAGUUUCUGGCUGCUCUUCAUGUCCAUCUGACCUUCAUCACAUCUGGAAUCAACCUGCUGGCAGGACAACAAGAGACCUCCCAGAAAGCUGUGGACAAGGCCUUACAGAAUCCAAAUGGCCACCUGGACUUGUUCCUUCGCUUUCUUCUGGGUCUUUCACUGCAGACCAAUCAGACUCUCCUACGAGGCUUGCUGACACAGACAGAAAGUGGCUCAAAGACCAAUCAGAAAACGAUCCAGUACAUCAAGAAAAACAUUGGAGAGACUCCCUCUGCAGAGAAAUCCAUCAACCUGUUCCACUGUCUGAAUGAACUGAAUGACCGUUAUUUAGUGGAGGAAAUCCAGUGGUACCUGAAAUCAGGAAGUCUCCACAAACGUCAUCUCUCUCCUGCUCAGUUGUCAGCUCUGGUCUUCAUCUUACUGUCAUCAGAAAGAGAGCUGGAUGUGUUUGACCUGAAACAGUAUUCUGCUUCAGAGGAGGCUCUUCUGAGGCUGCUGCCUGUGGUCAAAGUCUCCAAGAGAGCUCUCCUGAGUGAUUGUAACCUGUCAAAGAGAAGCUGUGAAGCUCUGUCCUCAGUUUUCAGCUCCCAGUCCUCUAGUCUGACAGAGCUGGACCUGAGUAACAACAACCUGCAGGACUCAGGAAUGACACUGAUCUCUGCUGGACUUGGGAGUCCACACUGUAGACUGGAGACUCUCAGGCUGUCAGGCUGUCUGAUCACAGAUGAAGGCUGUGCAUCUCUGGCCUCAGCUCUGAGCUCCAACCCCUCCUAUCUGAGAGAGUUGGACUUGAGCUACAAUCAUCCAGGAGCCUCAGGAGUGAAGCGUCUGUCUGAUGCACUGGAGGAUCCACACUGGAGACUGGACACUCUCAGGAUAGAGCCCGCUGGAGUCCAGUGGUUAACACCAGGUCUGAGGAAGUACUCCUGUCAACUCACAGUCGACAAUAACACAGUGAACAGAGCAAUCCAACUGUUUGACAACAACAGGAAAGUGAAAUGGUUGAAGGUUCAGCCAUAUCCUGAUCAUCCAGACAGGUUUGACCACUGGAAACAGCUGUUGUGUACAACUGGUCUGACUGGUCGCUGUUACUGGGAGGUGGAAUGGAGAGGAGUAGUGAGUUACAGAGGAAUCAGGAGGAAAGGAGACAGUGAUGACUGUGUGUUUGGAAGGAAUGAUCAGUCUUGGUGUUUGAGCUGCUUUGAGUAUGGUGGUUACUCUGUCUGGCACAAGGGCACAUUCCCCUUCUCCUCCUCUUCCUCAGUCUCCCACAAAGUUGCAGUGUAUGUGGACUGUCUUGCUGGCACUUUGUCCUUCUACACAGUGUCCUCUGACACUCUGAUCCACCUCCACACCUUCAACACCACAUUCACUGAACCCAUUUAUCCUGGUUUUGGGUUCUGGCUACCUGGUUCCUCAGUGUCUCUGUGUUGAGGGUAGUCUCCUUCAAAGGUGGAAGCUUACUUUUGCUAGAAACUGAAGUGUUACCAUUACAUCAAAGAGGAAGU
Monopterus albus (swamp eel) is the source of this 2914-nucleotide messenger RNA. RefSeq names its product protein NLRC3-like. The record is from RefSeq and is a predicted model, not a curated record. Gene Ontology annotation, molecular function: protein binding. The transcript has 7 exons. The coding region runs from base 3 to 2840 and encodes 945 amino acids. NCBI's taxonomy places the organism in Eukaryota, Metazoa, Chordata, Actinopteri, Synbranchiformes, Synbranchidae.